CUGUUCCCCACGCCGGGGCAGCCGCCGCCGUCGCCCGGAGAGAAGGUGGAGGAAGCAAGCCAUCCCUUAGCACACGCGCUCCAUCAUGGACCAUUAUGAUUCCCAGCAAACCAACGACUACAUGCAGCCCGAAGAGGACUGGGACCGGGACCUACUCCUGGACCCCGCCUGGGAGAAGCAGCAGAGGAAGACCUUCACCGCGUGGUGCAACUCCCACCUCCGGAAGGCGGGGACACAGAUCGAGAACAUCGAGGAGGACUUCCGGGACGGCCUGAAGCUCAUGCUGCUGCUGGAGGUCAUCUCAGGUGACGCAGGCCACUCCACAGACUCCAGGCUGUCCAGGUGUCUGGAGGGACAGCUCCAUUUGAACACACAUCUCAGCUGUUUCAUUGGGGCCUCUCUUCCACCAUUCCUUAAAGGCUGGGAGCCCUGUGAACGGUUGGCCAAGCCAGAGAGAGGCAAGAUGCGGGUGCACAAGAUCUCUAACGUGAAUAAGGCCUUGGAUUUCAUAGCCAGCAAGGGGGUCAAACUGGUGUCCAUCGGCGCUGAAGAAAUUGUGGAUGGGAAUGUGAAAAUGACCCUGGGCAUGAUCUGGACCAUCAUCCUGCGCUUUGCCAUCCAGGACAUCUCCGUGGAAGAGACCUCUGCCAAGGAAGGGCUGCUCCUGUGGUGUCAGAGGAAGACAGCCCCUUAUAAAAACGUCAACAUCCAGAACUUCCACAUCAGCUGGAAGGAUGGCCUUGGCUUUUGUGCCUUGAUCCACCGACACCGGCCUGAGCUUAUUGACUACGGCAAGCUGCGGAAGGACGAUCCCCUAACAAACUUGAACACAGCCUUUGAUGUGGCAGAGAGGUACCUGGAUAUCCCGAAGAUGCUGGAUGCUGAAGACAUUGUGGGAACUGCCCGACCGGAUGAGAAAGCCAUCAUGACUUACGUGUCCAGCUUCUAUCACGCCUUCUCUGGAGCCCAGAAGGCGGAGACAGCAGCAAAUCGCAUCUGCAAGGUGUUGGCUGUCAACCAGGAAAACGAGCAGCUCAUGGAAGACUAUGAGAAGCUGGCCAGUGAUCUCCUGGAGUGGAUCCGCCGCACCAUCCCGUGGCUGGAGAACCGUGCACCAGAGAACACCAUGCAUGCCAUGCAGCAGAAGCUGGAGGACUUCCGGGACUACCGGCGCCUGCACAAGCCGCCCAAGGUGCAGGAGAAGUGCCAGCUGGAGAUCAACUUCAACACGCUGCAGACCAAGCUACGGCUCAGCAACCGGCCUGCCUUCAUGCCCUCAGAGGGCAGGAUGGUCUCGGACAUUAACAACGCCUGGGGCUGCCUGGAGCAGGCAGAGAAGGGCUAUGAGGAGUGGCUGCUGAAUGAGAUCCGGAGGCUGGAACGGCUGGACCACCUGGCGGAGAAGUUCCGGCAGAAGGCCUCCAUCCACGAGGCCUGGACGGAUGGCAAAGAGGCCAUGUUACGGCAGAAGGACUAUGAGACAGCCACCUUGUCAGAGAUCAAGGCCCUGCUCAAGAAGCACGAAGCCUUCGAGAGUGACCUGGCUGCCCACCAGGACCGCGUGGAGCAGAUCGCAGCCAUUGCACAGGAGCUCAAUGAGCUGGACUACUACGACUCACCCAGUGUCAAUGCUCGUUGCCAAAAGAUCUGUGACCAGUGGGACAAUCUGGGGGCCCUCACUCAGAAGCGGAGGGAAGCCCUAGAGCGGACAGAGAAGCUGCUGGAGACCAUUGACCAGCUGUACUUGGAGUAUGCCAAGCGGGCUGCACCCUUCAACAACUGGAUGGAGGGGGCCAUGGAGGAUCUGCAGGACACCUUCAUCGUGCACACCAUCGAGGAGAUCCAGGGAUUGACCACAGCCCAUGAGCAAUUCAAGGCCACCCUCCCCGAUGCGGACAAGGAGCGCCUGGCCAUCUUGGGCAUCCACAACGAGGUGUCCAAGAUUGUCCAGACCUACCACGUCAACAUGGCAGGCACCAACCCCUACACAACCAUCACGCCUCAGGAGAUCAAUGGCAAAUGGGACCAUGUGCGACAGCUGGUGCCACGGAGGGACCAGGCUUUGACAGAGGAGCAUGCCCGCCAGCAGCACAACGAGAGGCUACGCAAGCAGUUUGCAGCCCAGGCCAACGUCAUCGGGCCCUGGAUCCAGACCAAGAUGGAGGAGAUUGGGAGGAUCUCCAUUGAGAUGCAUGGGACCCUGGAGGACCAACUCAGCCACCUGCGGCAGUACGAAAAGAGCAUCGUCAACUACAAGCCAAAGAUCGACCAGCUCGAGGGAGACCACCAGCUCAUCCAGGAGGCGCUCAUAUUCGACAACAAGCACACCAACUACACCAUGGAGCACAUCCGUGUGGGCUGGGAGCAGCUGCUUACCACCAUCGCCAGGACCAUCAACGAGGUGGAGAACCAGAUCCUGACCCGGGAUGCCAAGGGCAUCAGCCAGGAGCAGAUGAAUGAGUUCCGGGCCUCCUUCAACCACUUCGACCGGGAUCACUCCGGCACGCUGGGUCCCGAGGAGUUCAAAGCCUGCCUCAUCAGCUUGGGUUAUGAUAUUGGCAACGACCCCCAGGGAGAGGCAGAAUUUGCCCGCAUCAUGAGCAUUGUGGACCCCAACCGCCUGGGGGUAGUGACAUUCCAGGCCUUCAUUGACUUCAUGUCCCGAGAGACGGCAGACACAGAUACGGCAGACCAGGUCAUGGCUUCCUUCAAGAUCCUGGCUGGGGACAAGAACUACAUCACCGUGGACGAGCUGCGCCGGGAGCUUCCACCUGACCAGGCCGAGUACUGCAUCGCACGAAUGGCCCCGUACACCGGCCCCGAUUCGGUGCCUGGUGCUCUGGACUACAUGUCCUUCUCCACGGCACUGUAUGGCGAGAGUGACCUCUAACCCGCCCGUGCCCCUCGCCCCUCGCCCCCUCCGCCUUGCGCCCGCCCUGCACCGCCGCUGUCCUGUUCUCCUGCCCGUUUGGUUUCAGCGCUCAGCCUCCGGCGGCGGCGGGGCAACCUAGAACCCACACGGCAUCGAGUCCCCCAGCCCGCAAAGUGACAGUUUACAAGAUUAUUUUCUGCAAAAAAGAAAAAACGUUUAAAAAUUAAAAAACAAAAAAGCAACAAAAAAAUUACAUAUUUUAUUAUAGAAAAGUAUUUUUUUCUCCACCAGACUUAAAUGGAAAAGAGGAAAAAUUAACUAUUUGCACCGAAAUGUUUUUGUUUUAUUGUGACAUAGGAAAAUAACCAAGCACAAAGUUAUAUUCCAUUCUUUUUACUGAUUUUUUUUCUUGUAUCUGUUUCAUCUGCUGUAUUCAUUUUUCCGAUCUCAUGUCCACCUGGUGGGGGUUGGGAGUAGAGGCACAUUGGUGCAUGUGUGUUUGCUAGCUCACUUGUCCAUUAAAAUAUUUUAUGAUAUUAAAGAAAAUCUUUUGAAA
Cavia porcellus (domestic guinea pig) is the source of this 3428-nucleotide messenger RNA. It is a transcript of the gene Actn1, whose product is annotated as actinin alpha 1. Gene Ontology annotation, cellular component: cell projection; cell junction; Z disc. Gene Ontology annotation, biological process: actin cytoskeleton organization; muscle cell development. The transcript is spliced from 23 exons. The coding region runs from base 86 to 2890 and encodes 934 amino acids. The record is from RefSeq and is a predicted model, not a curated record. Gene Ontology annotation, molecular function: actin filament binding; calcium ion binding. Lineage: Eukaryota; Metazoa; Chordata; Mammalia; Rodentia; Caviidae.